Hyalella azteca is the source of this 1444-nucleotide messenger RNA. RefSeq names its product head-specific guanylate cyclase-like (gene Gycalpha99B). The coding region runs from base 20 to 1354 and encodes 444 amino acids. Gene Ontology annotation, molecular function: guanylate cyclase activity. Gene Ontology annotation, biological process: cGMP biosynthetic process; response to oxygen levels. The record is from RefSeq and is a predicted model, not a curated record. NCBI's taxonomy places the organism in Eukaryota, Metazoa, Arthropoda, Malacostraca, Amphipoda, Hyalellidae. Gene Ontology annotation, cellular component: guanylate cyclase complex, soluble. The transcript has 9 exons.
UGCUGCAAGAAGUGCAAAAAUGCCCAGGGUUCGGGAAGAAGAAGAAGUGUACGCCCGAGGGCUGCUGGAGGAUUCAUUCCAGCAGCUCUCGAGCGACGUGGCUGACUCGAAGAUGAACGUAUCGACCUUUUGCAGCGCCUUCCCCUGGCACUUCGUCUGCGACCGCAAGAUGAAGUUCAUACAAAUCGGCACGGCGCUGGUGCAGAUCUACGGAGUGAAGGCCGAGAAAGAAGGUGACAAAGUGAGCAAAUACUUCAAAGUUGUGUCGCCUGAGCGAGUCCCGCUCGAGUAUAAAGAGAUUUCUGCUCGACUCAACACUGCUUACGUCCUCUCCAUCAAAAAACAGCUGAGCAGUAAACGCAAAGUAGAGCCCAUGGAGCUGAAGGGUCAGAUGGUAGACUGCCCGGAGAGCAAGAGUUUGCUGUUCGUGGGGUCCCCGCUACUCGACAGUCUGGAGGGUCUCACAUCGCGCGGUCUGUUCAUCUCCGACAUCCCCAUACACGACGCCACCCGUGACGUCAUCCUCGUGGGCGAGCAGUCCAGGGCUCAGGACAGCAUCAAACGCCGCAUGACUCAAAUUAAAGAGAACAUCGUGGAGGCAAACAAGGCAGUCGAUGAAGAACGCGAGAAGAACGUGUCGCUUCUGCACCUCAUCUUCCCGCCCGAUAUCGCUAAGCGUCUUUGGCUCGGGGAAGUGAUCGACGCGCAGAAGCACGAAGCUGUUACGAUGUUAUUCAGCGACAUCGUCGGCUUCACGUCCAUCUGCUCGACAGCGACGCCGUUCAUGGUGAUCUCCAUGCUUCAGGACCUCUACACCAAGUUCGACGUCUUCUGUGGACAACUCGACGUCUACAAGGUUGAGACGAUUGGAGACGCGUACUGCAUAGCGGGCAACCUACACCGCAAGUCGCGCUACCACGCACAGCGCGUGGCAUGGAUGGCCAUGCAGAUGCUCGAGACCUGCACCUACCACCAGACACACUCUGGCGAACCUAUCAUGAUGCGCAUCGGUCUUCACACUGGUCCGGUGCUGGCUGGUGUAGUGGGGACAGCUAUGCCGCGCUAUUGUAUGUUUGGCUCCAACGUCACUCUGGCGAACUCCUUCGAGUCAACCUCGGAGGCUCUCAGGAUCAACGUUAGCCCCACCACUUACGAGUACCUGAUCCAAUCUCCAGGCUUCCAGUUCACUGCGCGCACCAGGGCAGAUUUGCCGAAAAGUUUUCCUGAAGACAUACCAGGCAUACCUUACUUCAUUGACUCCUACACACACCCAGACGUGGACCCUUGCUACCCUGCCUCCCAGCACGUGGAUCGUGGCCUCAGCCACGUGCUGAGUGAGGAGAGUGAGCGAUGAGCCACUAACUAUCCAUGCCUCAACACCGGCGAGUGGUUAAGGCGCUCCGACCAUCCAUGCUUUAACACCAGCGAGUGAUUAAGGCUCCGA